Didymodactylos carnosus is the source of this 1758-nucleotide messenger RNA. The record is from the annotation of a GenBank genome assembly. Lineage: Eukaryota; Metazoa; Rotifera; Eurotatoria; Philodinida; Philodinidae.
AUGUUUGCUUAUUUUUAUUUUUCAGGUCGUAGAUCGAACAGAACAGGAUCAGCAUCAUCUUCGUCGCCGUUGAAUUUACCUACACAAGCACCAUUAUUAGAUCGUACGAAUCAGCAAUCAUUAGUAGUUUUACCAAAAAGAACAUCUAAUGAGUCAAUUACAAUCUUUCGAAACUGGAAUACCAAUUCUCAUAUCAGCAGUCUUUCUUCCUUACCAACCACAACGCCAACUUCAUCAUCUAGACCUGUACGUCGAAUUAUACCACCAACAACAACACCAAAUCAACAUAGCCACCUCGAUUAUUAUCGUCAAAAUAUUUUACCUGAUGAUAGGAGUUCAUUAUCUUUUUUAUCAAGUUCACCAAUGUUUAUUAGGCAAACUAAUAAAAAGAAUCACAUUAGUCGUCAUGCACAAAAUGAGCGAGAACAACAGCCUCCAGAAUCAUUACCAGAAGCUAAUAUAAUUAAAAUCAUAGCUUCAAGAAUAUCAAACAUUACAUCACCAAUUAUCGAUGAUAAAUUACUAUCAGAUAGUACAAAAAAUGUUUACGACGACAAACGACAGGCUGCAUUAGAAUCGUUGCAACAUUAUAAUUUGUUAGGAUCAUUUGAAAAUAUGUUUGAUGGAGGUGAUGCCGGAUAUAUUAAACUUAUACCAGAAGAUUAUCAGACAAAUAUCAAGUUUCAAAUUGUACCGAAACAGAUCAAAUCAAAACUAAAUGAUCGAUGUAAAGAUUUAUUGAAAUCAUUCAAAUUUUAUUGUGAAAAUUUGAAAGAUAUACUACAAUUUCUACCACCGUCAUUAUCGUCGUCAACAAUUACCACAAUUACAACAGCAAUUGACAAUGUUGAUAAUACAUUUACCGAAAGCGAGAGUACAAUACUAUCGAGUCAGAUUCAUGCAACAACAGCGGAGGAUAUGAAUAAUCAACAGCAAGAUAUUAAUUUGGGUUGUAGGCAACUACGAGGAAGGUCUCGAACAGAAAUCUAUUUUGAUCCAACAACCACAACAAUUAAUUCAGCAGCAACAUCAACAAUAAGAAUAACAAGAACAACAACCAGUCCUAUUAUUUCAUCUCGUCCUAAAACUCGAACUAAACGAUCUCAAUUUGAUGAUGUCUCAUCCAUUCCAAUUGAUGAUAAUCAAAUAUCUUCUUUAUACAGGACCGGAUUUGAUGAAUUAUGUGGAUGGUUAGAAGAUAUAUUAAAAACAAAUUUUCUAUUAUCAAUGACAACGAUACAGGAACAGUAUAGAACAAUCCUCCGACGGCGACAUGAACCAGUAACAGAACUAAUAGUUCGCACAUCAGCUAUUCAAGAUCGAAUAACAACAAGAUAUGGAAAUCAAAUCAAAUUUGAAACAAUCAGCAAACGUACGGGCACAUUUGCCUGCUGGAAUGAUUUAACAACAAUUGCUCGUUCAGUUUUAACAAAUUCAACGUAUAUUGCCCACACAAUCACUCAGCCAUCAGAUCUAAUUUACAAAGAUGAAGAAUCACGAAAAAACAAACAAAAACAAUGUGAAAUAUUAUUUCAAGCCGUCAAUUUAUUACGUGAAGCAAUUAAAGAUAAUGUACAUUAUUUGAAAAAAUACAAUCACAACUAUCAAUUAUUAAGUGAUUUAGCUCCCGGAAUGUUUUGGGAUUGUGUUCCGACCAUGCUGAAAAAUUUUAUCGGUUUAUUAACAACAAAUCAACAGCAAUUUCAGCAGUUCAAGCGUGAUUAUAAACAAUAUGAUUUACUAGAUGAAGAUAUAUAG